Lactuca sativa (garden lettuce) is the source of this 702-nucleotide messenger RNA. Lineage: Eukaryota; Viridiplantae; Streptophyta; Magnoliopsida; Asterales; Asteraceae. The record is from RefSeq and is a predicted model, not a curated record.
AUGGCAGCUACUCUUAAGAUAGCAGUCCGAACAGCUAAAAAUGUGGAAACCCAGUUAAAGGAAGGGGUUCAGGAGAGGGUAGAGGUUGGUGGGAAAAGAAAGUUUGAUGGAUCUUCGAGGUCCAACAAUAAAAGUAAAUUCUCGAAGUCUGAUUCGAGAGGAAGAAGAGGCAAACCAAAAUGGUGUGAUAAAUAUAAGAAGAAACAUGUUGGGAAAUGUGGCGAGGAGGUCACUUGUUUUAAAUAUGGAAAGACAGGGCACUACGCCAACGAGUGCACAUCCAACAAAAGGGUGUGCUAUGGAUGCCACGAAGAAGGGAACAUUUUGAAGGAUUGCCCAAAGAAAAAGGAUGCAGCAAGGCCUAAUUUCCCACCAAAGCCAAAAGUCAGAGCUUUCCAGAUGACAUUGGAAGUCGCAAAGGAUGCAGCGGAUGUCGCUUCAGCAUUGCUUAAAGAAAAACUUGAUAAUUCCCUAAUUUUAGAAGUUGCUAGUGGCAAAUUCAUACCUUUUAGCAAUUAUAUUAAGAAUAUCAUUAUUGACUCGAACGAAAACGAAUUCCACGAGGAGUUGUUACCCACUGAGUUGAAUGGUUUCAGCAUCAUUCUAGGGAUGAAUUGGCUUAGUGCUAAUGAUGCCAAGAUACUAUGCAAGAAAAAGAUAAUGAGGAUUAUUUCUUUUCAAGACAUGCAAGAUGUUAUCUGA